AUUUGUCAUCCAUGCCUGUAGUACACGUGGACGAUUUGGAUUGGCUAAAAAAAUCAAAACACUGAUAGAGAGACAAAGUUGUACAAAUUCCAGAAGUAUAUUUGCAACUGUAGUUUCCUCUGUGAAAACCCACAUUUCUCUCAAGAGCGACCUGGAGAGAAGAAGAAGAAGAAAACCUACUAUUGCCCUACAUUGAAGAAGAUAGCUUACAGAAGAGAACUCAGUACUCUCUCUCUCCCUUUUUCUCUCUCAUUUGGGGUAAAUUUGAAGAAGAAGAUGGUGGGAAUAGUGAAGAACCAGUCAUCUCAUUGGUGGUGGCUUGACCAUCAGAGCACCUCAAAACGAUCUCCAUGGCUUCAAUCCACUCUUGCAGAUCUAGAUCACAAGACAGAGUCAAUGCUAAAAUUUAUUGAGACGGAUGCCGACUCCUUUGCCCAACGUGCAGAAAUGUAUUACAAAAAGCGGCCUGAGCUAGUUAGCAUGGUUGAAGAGUUUUAUCGAACCCAUCGCUUAUUAGCAGAGAAGUAUGAUCAAGUAAAGUCAGAUUCUGGAACUCGGGUAGUGACAUCUUUAAGGUCCCCAUUCUCUUCAACCAAAUAUCAAGUAGAGAAGCCGGUGAGUGUGAUCCCCUAUCAGACCUAUGAUAGCUACUCUGAAACUUGUGACACCGAAGAUUUUGCUGAAUCAGAAGUCGAUGAUCCUGAGCUGGAAGAAGAUGAGCAGGAAUGUGAAACCGCACGAAUUCAUGAAGAAACUGAAGAAGUGAAAUGUUUGGGUGGGAUUGAUUAUGAAGAACUGAGAAAGUUGAAGGAAGAAGUGGAGAGACUUCAGGAGGAGAACAAAGCUCAAAAGGAUCAAUUAAAGCAGAAAGAUGAUGAGAAGAGACAGGUUAUAAGGCAGCUUAGUAUGGCAGUUGACAUGCUCAAGGAAGAGAAUUUGAAGCUGAGGAAGUGUCUUGUGAAAGACUCCCCCAAAAGGCAGAGUAGUCCCUUUGAGUUUAACAAAUUAAAGGAGUCUUUUUUGGGGAAGAUGUUUAAGAAUGGGUCUCCUCCAAAGUAUCCUAUUGUUGCUCUUUAGACAUAACAAGUAUGCAAUUAGCGUAGUAUGUAGAGCACCAGUCUUAUACUAAAGAUGUCCAUAGCCUUAUACUACAUGGGGUUUGGCCCCUGAACUCAGAGUUAGAAAUACAAGUUUUUUUUUUACCUUUUUCUUUUAUUAGCUUCCAUCAUUGUUGAUAGUUCUAUUGGUGUUUAUCUAUCUUGCAUGUAAUUCAAUUUAUUGCUAUAUUAAUUUCUUUUAUCUUGGUGUUAA
This is a messenger RNA of Humulus lupulus (European hop), 1311 nucleotides long. Its product is annotated as protein NETWORKED 3A-like. Gene Ontology annotation, molecular function: actin binding. Lineage: Eukaryota; Viridiplantae; Streptophyta; Magnoliopsida; Rosales; Cannabaceae. The transcript is spliced from 3 exons. The coding region runs from base 277 to 1077 and encodes 266 amino acids. Gene Ontology annotation, cellular component: vacuolar membrane. The record is from RefSeq and is a predicted model, not a curated record.